GUGUGGACAGAUACUCGGCCACCAAGCUCUUUCAGACGCUUCAAAGAUCCCGUUCCUUUUUUUUUUUCAAUACAAUAAAUACAAUACAAGAACAGCUUCUCUCUUUCUCUGUGAAUCUCCUCUAUUUUCAUUUCCCUCUCUCCCCAACACAAACUCUCUUUCAAAAUCUUCUGAUACCAUACAGUUUUGGUAGUCCCUCAAGUCUCUUAUUGGGUUUUCUUCUUUCACUGGAAUCCUGUUAGGACCCUGUUGCUCUGCCUCUGAAGUCUCUGCUUCUCAUACAUGUAUCACAACUGUCAGAACAUGAUCUCACCAUGUUUCUAGUGUAAAAAGUCCCCAUAGCCUUUUUUGGGUUUUUCAAAUCUUCUGUAGAGAGGAGAAAAGGGGGGUUGUGAUGGAUUUCAAUGAAAAGAAACUGGAAUCUGCAGGGGAGGUUUCAGAUGAGUUGAAGAAGAGCUGUGCUGAUUGCAGGACUACCAAAACCCCUUUGUGGAGAGGUGGUCCUGCAGGGCCCAAGUCCCUCUGCAAUGCAUGUGGGAUAAAAUACAGGAAGAGAAGGAGAGGACUGCUUGGGUUGAAGAAGAGAGAAGAAAAGGAUAAUAAAAAGGAGAGGAGGGAAGCUUCAUUGAAGGUGAGAUUGGUGGGGUUGGGAAGAGAUAUGUUGUUGCAGAUGCAGAGAAAGAGGAAGCUGGCAGAGGAAGAAGAGGCAGCUGUGCUGCUGAUGGCUCUCUCAUGUGGUUUUGUAUCUGCUGCCUAAUCCAAAAGCAUAUAGCUAAUCUCUCUCCCUCCCUCCCUCUCUCUCUCUCUCUCUCUCUCUCUCUCUCUCUCUCUGUUUUAUUACUGUGUUGGUUUUGUUCGUUUUGGUUUCUUUCAAGAGAGAGAAAGGGGGCAAAGAUCAACCGUCUAUCUCUCUCUUUACAGAUCGUUCAAAUGCAAGGAAAGUUCCUGUAAUGUAUAAUGUUACUUUUGGAAUAUAUGAGGAAUUUUGGAAUUUUGGCUUUAUCUUGA
Molecule: messenger RNA, 1008 nt
Organism: Magnolia sinica
Lineage: Eukaryota; Viridiplantae; Streptophyta; Magnoliopsida; Magnoliales; Magnoliaceae
Product: GATA transcription factor 15
Exons: 3
Coding region: 395-757 (120 amino acids)
Biological process (GO): regulation of DNA-templated transcription
Molecular function (GO): sequence-specific DNA binding; zinc ion binding
Source: RefSeq, a predicted model, not a curated record